Molecule: messenger RNA, 636 nt
Organism: Cucurbita pepo subsp. pepo (vegetable marrow)
Lineage: Eukaryota; Viridiplantae; Streptophyta; Magnoliopsida; Cucurbitales; Cucurbitaceae
Source: RefSeq, a predicted model, not a curated record
AUGAGAUGGGCAGUUAAUCCAUGGUUUCAAUUUUCAAAAGUUCCCAAUGUAGAAGCAGAUGAAGAAAAUCAAGAGAUUGAUCGAAAACCCAGAAAUGGGAAUCCAAAAAGGGAAGAACCCAGAAGGGAAGAAAUGAAGAAGAAGCUUUGGAACGGGAGAGAAAAGGAGACUAAGGAAAUGGAGAGAAGUACAAGCCCUAGCUUUCGAGUGAAGAAAUUGUACAGAUCAGGAUCGAGGAAUCAAUCGGUCUGUGAAAUUACUGUAGGAUUUGAGAGGUUUUCGUUGGUGAAAAUGGAUGGAAAAUUGGCUUUCAGAAUAAUGAACAUCAAUGGAGAAGUAGUUGCAGAGGCGAAAAGAAAAGUUUCUUCGAAUGGAAUUGUAUUGGGAGAUGAUGUGUUGAGUUUAAAUGCAAAUUCUCAGAUCGAAAGAUCUCUGGUUAUGGCAUUGGUUUCGGUUUAUGGUUUAAUCCGUCGCCAAAUGUAAAAUUAUAUACAAAAUUUGGUUUUUAUUUUAUUUUAUAUUAUUUUCCUCUGUCUCUUUUGAGGAUUCCCCGAUGUGUAUACAACUUACAGAUUUUGGUUUCUAUGUGAACGAUUAAUGUAGAAAUUACAAAGGAAUACAAUUAAUAAUUUCAUU